Messenger RNA from Canis lupus familiaris (dog), 1576 nucleotides. It is a transcript of the gene CCDC59, whose product is annotated as coiled-coil domain containing 59. NCBI's taxonomy places the organism in Eukaryota, Metazoa, Chordata, Mammalia, Carnivora, Canidae. The transcript is spliced from 4 exons. Gene Ontology annotation, cellular component: nucleus. The coding region runs from base 533 to 1261 and encodes 242 amino acids. The record is from RefSeq and is a predicted model, not a curated record.
UCUUCUUCCGCUAGGGAGACGCUUCUGUGGGCCGCCCCGAGUCUCCGCUCCCUGCCCGCCCCGCCCACCUGCCGCUUACCUGAGGGACUCUCGGCUUCCGACAGGAGGCGCGCUUCUGAGACCCGGGCCUCGGCCUCGGCCUCGCCUCCACCGCUGACUUCCUCAGGACCCCCAGCACGGCCUCAGGGGGUAAAUCGAUCAGCUGCUCCCACACGGACUCCGUAUAAAAGUCCACCGUGUGUGCGUUGGAAAUGGACAAGGCUUCCCGCAGGAACUGCAGCAGCUCCUGCAACUUGGCACGCAGCGCGAACAAGUCUUGGGUCACCGGGAGCGAGAAAGAAGCCGCCAUGACGCUCACCCUCCCGGGCUGUAGGUGGCGCAAACGUGGCCGCACGGCGAGGCCUCGGUCGCAAGUGACACAGACCAGAUCAGCGGAACGUCGAUCUGGACGCGGGGUGGGGGGUUGAUUGCUUUCGUCUCGUGACGUAUUUCAACAGCGUCCGUCGUGUUCCGGCGACGCGGGUGGUGCGCCAUGGCGCCGGUGGGGCCGGCCGCGGGCUGGCCGCCGGGCGGUCUUGGGACGCGUAGCGCAAGAGCGUCUUCGGCCGGGUUCAGGAGUAAGGAUGCGAAGCAGAGGACGUGGCGGUCGAACCAUCCUCAGGCGUUUCAGGGGAGCGUUCGCGAGGGGCAAGGCUUUGCAUUCCGAAGAAAACUGAAGAUUCAGCAACAUUAUAAGAAAUUGCAAUGGAGGGAAAAGAAGGGUCAAACCCCUCAGGAAUCCCAGUUCACAGAUCGAUACCCGGAUCAUCUGAAACACCUUUAUUUAGCUGAAGAGGAAAGACUCCGGAAGCAAGUUAGAAAAGUUGAACAGCCUCUGUCAGAAGAACAAACUGAUCAACCUUUGCCACAGGAGCAAUGUGACAUCGAAAAAGCCUCGUCAGAAGAACAUUGUAGUUUUGAGCAGCCUCAGUCUGCAGAACAAGGUAGCAUAAGAGUAAAUUCCUUUACCGUUUCAAAGAAAAAUAAAAAGAAAACGUCAAAUCAAAAAGCACGGGAAGCAUAUGAGCAAGUACAAGCUGAGCGUGCUGCUAAGAGACAGGAAUUCGAGAAGAGAAAACGAGAGAGAGAAGAAGCUCAAAGGCUCUAUAAAAAGAAGAAAAUGGAAGUAUUCAAAAUAUUGAGCAAAAAGACUAAAAAGGGCCAACCAAACCUGAAUUUACAAAUGGAGUAUCUUCUUAAAAAAAUACAAGAGAAUAAUUAAAUCAGACAUGUUCUUAAGGGUUAAAAUAUCUGCUCUCUAUUGAGUUCUUUUGUAUAGGUACUGUACCUCCUAACAGUUAACUAAAUUUGUUAACAUAAAAUGGAUUGUAAAGCUAUACUAAGUAUAAAAUGUUCAAAUACUUUUAUUCUUGUGAAAGAAAAUUUUCUAUGUGUGCCCUACAUAGUAUAAUUUGUUUCUUAUUGAUUUGCCUUUGAAGGACAGUGGUCCAAAGAACUUUCUAUUUGAACAUAUUUAAGCAUGUAAUAUUUUUGUAUCAUGUGAAAUUCAGAUGAAAUAAAAUGUUUUGAAAAUAAG